GUUUGGCAGGUGUAUCGGAAGUGUACACCAUGGCGUUUAACUUCUCUUACCUGCACCAGGUGAGACUGCAUAAAAGUCAACUUGAAACUUCGAGAAGUCUCCGGUCCUGGCGAAUAAAGAACGUUUUUGAUAAGAUGAAUAACCCUAUUCCUGCUAACCUAAGAUCUGAGAGCACUGAAGGAUCCAAUGGGACCUGGCAAACUUAUUCCAGCCCAUGUGAUUGCCAAGCCUCAUGGACUGGCCGUCCUGUCACUCUUCAAUGCAGGUUUCAUGAUUACUGUGAGGGAUGGCAGUGGGAUAGUGAUCGCAAGGCACACUGAUGGAACCAUUGACAUUGCUGGACUCGGUGGAGGAUUUAAACUUGGUCUGGAGAUGAGUUCAGCACCAGCUAGACCACGGCCUCCCACACAGAGAGCUGCUUCCUCCUACAUACCCAAGACACAGGCUUCUGCAGCUGUGAAACCAGCUCUGUAUCCAAACUUGGACAACCGGGAUACCGAAGAUCAAGCAUCAGGUGGUGCUUUAGUGGUCGCCAGCAGCCUGGAGAUCUGAGCUUUGUUCUAGAAGAUCACAUCACUGUUUUCACCAAAAGCUACACGCAGAACGACUGGUGGGAAGGAGAACUAAGAGUUCAGGUUGGGAUAUUCCAGCUUAUUGUGUGUCCUAUAGCUGAAGGUACAAAAAAAGAAAAGAAAAGAAAAGAAACAUCUCAAACUGAUGACAAAUGAUGUCUGGCAUUGAAGGGUCCUUUUCUUUUGCACAGUUUGAAAUGACAUUUCAUGAUGAAGGAGUAUAUUUUUAAGAGCACUUGGGGUCAGUGAUCCCCCUUAGGGCUCUGUUUUUCAAUGUUCCUGGCAUUGGUGAAAUAUUUUCUUUAUUUAAUUUCUGCCAUUCAGUUACUGGAAUGUGGGUCGACUACUAAAGUGUUCUCAUUUUAUAUGUUUAGUUAUGGAAUAGUUUAGACACACACACAUAUACAAUUAUGCUUUAUAUGCAUACACAGAAACCAAAAAAGUGACAUUGUGGUAUUUUAAGUUAAGUUGCUCCAGGUAUUUGACAGCACAAUGGUUUUCCAUUGUGGGCUGCUUGUUUUCCCUCUGAUAGCACUGCACAGCUGUUGCAAACAAAUGUAAUUACAAAUGAUAAGCUUCGUAGUUUAUAACAAGCCUUAUUUAUUGUUUUAUGAAUUAAAAUCUUUUAACUUCACGUCUGCCUUAUUGCUACUUCCUUUUUAGGAAGCGAAUGAAUAAUUGCUUUUGUUGCUUUAAUUUAUUGCUGUUUGCACAAAUGUUAAUCAAACAUGAAUUGUUUUCCUACUGGUUUUAAAUGCCAAUAAAUGUAUAUCAGUUCUGAUAAAGAUUAUUACGUAACUUUUAACUUACAAUUUGUCUGUGGUGCUGGUUUAAGUCUUGAUUCUUCUUACUGUAACAAACGAGUUAGAAGUUAAAAUGUAUCAUAUUGACACUUGCUCAUUCUUGCAAGUGUCCUUGCCUACUAGGUGUCAAUACAAGCUAAAGAUCUUGUUCUGAGUACGGAGUACAACAAUCAAGUAGAAAAUAGCUAUUGUGCAUCUCCUUUGAAAAGUCUUGUUAAAUAGGCAACUUAUAUAAUGCAAUAAGCAAAAUGCUAAUUCUUUUUACAGCUGGUAAGAAUAACAGCUAUAGCUGAAUUUUCAAACACAGCAGAUAUAUGCAUAGGUCAGUGCAUAAAUAUGUGCAGAGAGUUGUUCCUGUUGAAAGACUUCAACUGAUUGAAUGUGUUUGGAACUUUUUUUAGUCCACACUUCUCUACAGUACAUGGAAAUUUUAGUAAGCAGCUGGAUUGGAAAAAUUGAAUUAAAUGGUAGAAAAGUUCAAGA
Messenger RNA from Carassius auratus (goldfish), 1858 nucleotides. RefSeq names its product SH3 domain-containing YSC84-like protein 1. The transcript has 7 exons. NCBI's taxonomy places the organism in Eukaryota, Metazoa, Chordata, Actinopteri, Cypriniformes, Cyprinidae. The record is from RefSeq and is a predicted model, not a curated record. Gene Ontology annotation, biological process: regulation of ruffle assembly. Bases 187 to 552 code for a protein of 121 amino acids. Gene Ontology annotation, molecular function: phosphatidylinositol binding. Gene Ontology annotation, cellular component: ruffle membrane.